Messenger RNA from Peronospora matthiolae, 432 nucleotides. NCBI's taxonomy places the organism in Eukaryota, Oomycota, Peronosporomycetes, Peronosporales, Peronosporaceae. The record is from the annotation of a GenBank genome assembly.
AUGGCUCGGGGGAAACGCAGACGAGCCAAGGGCGAUCUCGAAGAGCCGUCGAAAGGGGAACGAAGCAUGACGAAAGCUGCGGUGACGGGUUCGAAUCGGCUGGGGGAGGACAUGUCGCAGGGGAACGACGAGGCAGAGACGAGUGGUGCCACAUAUAGCCGAGUGGAGAUCAAUUCGGAGCAAGGCGCGUCGUGUUGCACUACAGAUGAAGCGACAAUGAGACGGCUAGGAACGACGUCGAGGGUCGCGGGAGAGGCUCUAUUAACAACAGUUGCCGCGGCUGCCACUACUGCUGCUGCUACUUCUGCUGCUGCCACAUCAGCUGUCUGCUCUCACCAAGCGCAGCUUUCUAACUGUGCGACUUUCGUGCGCCACGCACUCGCGAAACGUCCGGACCAAAAUUUCGCAGCAGCACGGCUCACGCCUGUCUGA